GCCCUCUCCUUUGUUCCACCCUUCCUGAACUUCGAAUCUAUCCACCAGAUUGUGAACUUGAUUUAACCUCGUGAAAUCGUGGAACAUCUCCGCGUUCAUCAUGGCUGCCAUGGGAUUUGACAUCGAUGCUCCGGGCAAAUACCCCAUUGUCCUGAGCGAUGCCCUACUGGGGAAGACAACGAAGGAGGUUUAUACGGGAGUUCGAUGUAUGCAAACCUGUUAUCGCAAUCCACGAAGAAGAAAUACUGACAAGACGCCAGAUAACCACAAAUCAGAAACCACUCCCUCUUCUAACUCGAUGCAUCUCGAUCCCUCAGACAACGACCCCACUAAUUACGAUCUAUCCUACAGAGACGGCUCAGACCAAUACAUAUACAACGGCGCACGAACAUCCAGCGAUGGCAAAUACGUGCUGAUAUUCGACCCGAUCAAGAAGCAUUUCAUGCUGCACCGAGUGGACUCUACGUUCGAUAUGAACCUUGUCUCUGCGCCGUGGGCCGAUGCAGCGGAUUUGCGGGAGCAAUACACCCAAAUAGAUCUGCCAAAAUCCAAGGCGGCACCCGCGCCGAAGAAGAAACCCACGAAAGCGACGAAGGCUGCGGCUGCAAAGGCCGAAGCACCCAAAAGGAAGAAGGCAGAGAAAGUCACGAAGCCCAAACCACCGCCGAGGGCGCCUACGCCGGACGAGGAAGGGGAGGAGGAAUCAGACGAUGGUCUUACGGUAGAAUAUCCGGAUGGUCCACCUUCACAGUCAUUUCAAUAUCAAUCUACGCCUGUAUUCCGGAGAGAGGAGAGCGAAGCGAGUGAAGAGGAUAGUGAUGCUGAAGGAGAAGAAUAUGAAGAUGAGCGGAAUCACGAUGUGGAUCCUUUGAAGCUACCUAGUCCUGCCAAUAAUGCGGGCAUGAGAGAUGAGGAACCUAUGGACUUGGAUGUUGAUGAGCUGGAGGCAGAACUGGAACAGGCUCUGAAUUCAGGUAAUGAAAGUGAUGAGAGUGAAGAGGAAUGAUUCAAAAUUGAGCGAAAAUGGGUUUCACGGAAAAUGCAUGGGGAGUUCACAGCGUUUUUGGGUAUAGCGUUGGGGUGCUUUU
Messenger RNA from Hymenoscyphus albidus, 1088 nucleotides. Lineage: Eukaryota; Fungi; Ascomycota; Leotiomycetes; Helotiales; Helotiaceae. The record is from the annotation of a GenBank genome assembly.